Colletotrichum paranaense is the source of this 3282-nucleotide messenger RNA. Its product is annotated as male sterility protein. Gene Ontology annotation, molecular function: phosphopantetheine binding. The transcript has 4 exons. The record is from RefSeq and is a predicted model, not a curated record. NCBI's taxonomy places the organism in Eukaryota, Fungi, Ascomycota, Sordariomycetes, Glomerellales, Glomerellaceae. The coding region runs from base 1 to 3282 and encodes 1093 amino acids.
AUGGCACCGAUUGCGAUGUCUGACCUGAAGUCACCCUCAUCAAUUGCUGCCGUCGACCCGAUCGUUUUCCCUGCGCCAGAUGCCGACGAGAAGUUGAAGAAAUUAUGGCAACUCCACGGACAUCCUCAUAGCUCAAGAUUCUCUGACCCGAAAUUGACGAGUGUCGCGGCAUUGGUUGAGCAUAAUGCCGUGAUUCAACCCUCCAAGCCGGCUUUCAUACAUCCUAUCGGUGACUCCUUCGAAGUGCUGGACUGGGCCCGGCUCAAUCAGUUUUACCUUAGAGCAUCGAGUUUCUACUCUAAGCAGUUUCGAGAGGAAAUUGGUGCUGCCAAUGAAACGGGUCAGCAACCCACUGUCGCUCUCCUCGGCGUCGGCAACUCGAUCUCGUAUCUCAUCACCCAAUUCGCCCUAAAUCGUCUGCACCUUCGGGUCCUACUUCUUAGCAACAAGAACUCUCUGGCAACGAGAGAUCAUCUUCUUCGAGUGUGCAAUGUUAUUGCAAUAAUCAUCGACGAGGCGAAUGAAGCUUCACUCCAUGGGGAAAGCCCGGGUCAACUCCCGUUGACGAAACUCAUCAGCUUAGAUGAGCUGAGAGAAAACAAACCAGAGGCUUUUGAAGAACCCUGCAUAGGGUUUGAGACUGAUGAUGAGUGGACUCUCCAGUCAAUGAUCAUCCACUCAUCUGGUUCUACGGGAGUGCCGAAACCAAUUAUCCACACGAAUCGGAGUCUGUGUCAAAUUGCACGGAUGUACAGAUUACUCCCAGAGUUCUUCAUUGAGAACUGGUAUCUGUGUUUUCCCUUAUUCCACGUAGCUGGGUUGUCAAUCGCCCUGUCGGGACUCCCAACCGGUCUACCUACCUCCUUACCUCCAACACAAUGGCCACCGGCCCCAAGUUCAAUACUUUCUGCAUGGAAGUCCUUGACUAGCCUCGGCUAUCCGCCCGACUGCCUGCACUGCGCACCCUCAGUCAUUGAGGACCUCUACGAAUACAUCACUCUCACCACCAAAGACUACACUCCUCUGACGGACUUGAAGGUCCUACAGCCCGGGGGAGCUCCACUGUCCCCUUCAAUGCUGUCCAAACUUCAGAACAUCGGCGUCAAUAUUAAAACAACAUAUGGUACAACUGAAACCGGUCCGCCACUACGGACAAUACCUCACACAAGAGACAAUCCAGACGUGUACCGCUUCCGCAACUUGUACCCAGAGUCAGAACAUGUAGGCAUGGAGUCCAUUGCGGAUAACCUCUUCGAGUGCGUUGUAUACCGAGGGUUUCCUCUAGCCGCAGAGCUCUGGCUUGAGGAGACGGCGCCGAAUCCAUACCGUACGGGGGACUUGUUCAUCGAGGAUCCCCCAGGGAGCGGGUAUUUCGUCCUCCAAGGCCGCAGAGAUGACAUUCUCGUGCACAGCAAUGGAGAGAAGACACAUGCCGCGGCUCUCGCCAUGGCGCUUGAAGAAGAUAAGACGAGCACUAUUGCGAAGACGGCAGUGUUUGGCACAGGAAAGCCUUGCCCUUCCGUCGUUGUUGAGAUCGACUGGUCUGAGGUGGAGAAGCGAUCCAUAUCAGAACCUGAUCUUGCUGAAGAGGUGUGGAAAGUAGUAGAUAUUUGCAACAGGAAUUCUCCGACGUACUCACGAAUCCCUCGUCAAACGGUUCUCAUUCUGCAAAAUGAGGAGACGUUGCCAGUCACUCCAAAAGGGAACGUGCGACGGACAAUUGCCUGGGAUCUGUAUGGAGAUAGGGUGGAAGAACUUUACAACUCCUUCCUAGGCAACCAGCUCGAGUCUGAUAAGGCCUCCAAGCCGUUUCCUUCCAGAAACUCCGGUACUUCGGAUCUCGAAAUCGUUCAAACCGUUGUCGCUGAUGUAUUCGAUCUCUCUGUGGAAGAUUUGGUGCCAGACCAAAACUGGUACGAACUCGGUCUCGAUUCUAUGCGCGCCGUCGAGAUACGAUCGAGACUUGUGAAGUCGUUCGGGGCGUUCCCUUUGAUGUUCAUCUUCGGAUAUCCUACGGCAAGGAAGCUUCUCGAGUUCCUUCAGCUAUUCAAAGGUGGUCUGAAUAGCAAUGCCUCGGUGGCCGGCAACCACUAUGAGUGGAUCAGGUCGACCAUCCGCCGCAUGAACAUUGAGAUCGACAACUGGCAAGCGACUCAAGCUCAACAGGAUGAGUUGAAAAACGAGAGGGAAGUCAUUUAUCUCACGGGAGCCAGCGGUGCUCUGGGCAACGCACUAGUGGAAGUCCUGGUCCAGAUGGCAACUGUUCAAAAGAUUUACUGCGGCGUACGAGGAGCAGAUCCUGGAGCUCGAGUCUUAGGGUCCAUGAAAGAGAGAGGGUAUCCAGAGAGCAUUUAUCAAAGCGAGAAAAUUGUGCCCGUCAGCUAUGACAUGAAGGACGGAAAGCUAGGAUUGGACGAGCAGAUGUAUCAACAUCUGACGAAUGAGGUGACCACCGUGAUGCACAACGCUUGGAAGUUGGAUUUCAAUCAGCCAAUUGAACAGUUCGAGGACGACUGCCUGAGAGGAACCAUGCAUCUCAUGUCUUUCUGCCUCAAGGGGCUCAAGAAGACAUUCACCUUCAUGAGCAGCGUCGCCGCAGCAAUGAGAAGGCCCCCGGGCACCAAAGUGCCAGAGCUUCCACUCUCCCCGGAUCCUGCAAAUGCACUUCCCACCGGAUACGCGCAGUCCAAGUUCAUCAUCGAGCAAGUCACGCAGCACUAUGCCUCUACUCACAAUGUCGCUGUUCGCAUCCUCCGAGUCGGCCAGCUUUGUGGUCACUCAAGACUGGGGGCAUGGAACCAUACUGAGAUGUGGCCUACCAUGAUGAUGGCGGGGCUAGAUCACCUCGAUGCGAUGCCGACCUUGCAGACCAAGGUCGACUGGCUCCCCGUCGACUUCUGUGCGGAAGCCAUCGGUGAUGCAGUGGUCCACAAUAUUGCCGAGACGUCGUAUGCUGUGUGUAAUCUCAUCAACCCGAGCGCUAUCUCAUGGGAACAGCUUGUUGAUAUGCUGGAAGACUCUUCAGGGCGAAAGAUCCAGCACGUCAGUAUGAGGGAAUGGGUGUCUAGGUUGGAAGCAACUGCCGAAUCGAAGAGCUUGGGUGUGAAGGAGCUGCCAGCUAUGAAGCUUCUAGGCUUCUUCCAGUCCAUGGUUGAUGGCAAUGGAAACGGCGAGGGCGUGGAGUUUGUUGCGGGAAGCGUAGAGAAAGGUAGACGAAUUGGGGUGGACAUGGUCAAGAGGUGGCUAGGAGUAUGGCGUCAAACAGGUCACUUGAAGGAAUAG